CUAAACCCCGCACGACACACGACGCCGCGCGUUACAACGUCUCGCAUCGCCGCGGUCUCAGUCAGUUGUCACGGCGUUACAUCAGGUUAUGUUACCCAGCGCGGUUCACGAACCGAUGCGAACCGUACGCUUUCAGAAUUUCGCAAACGUUAGAACCAGGCCGCGUGUUACCUCUACUAGUUCUGCCGUUGCCCGCACUUCGCCCUGUGGAAGGUUCAGAGUACCGAACGAUAAUAACCUGAAGAGCCCGCAUUUUCAACCACUAGUUGGUCGAGUAGACCAACAAAUACAUUUUUCUGACCAAUCACGUCCUCGGUAUCACGCUGUCGCCUGUCUCGGCGGUCGCUGCGUUUGCUGGUGGCAGCGUGCUUUCCGCUUCUUCUCCUCUCCUUUCGCUCGGAAUCCCCUGCGAGCAAUUACCGGCUCGCGAACGUUUGCGACGGGUAACCAACUGUGCAUGGCGGGAGAGGAUAGGAGGCGCGCGGCGACUGGAGAGGACGAGGCUUCAGGACCUGGACCGAGGAGGACAGGAAGGCUUAGAAUAGUGGUCGUCGGGGAUGUACAUGGCAUGUGGCAUCCGUGGAGGGAUCUGGCUGCUCUGAAGCUUCUCAAGCCCGAUAUCAUUCUUUUUGUCGGUGACUUUGGCGAGGAGCAGGUGGGGCUGGUGCGGCAGAUAGCAGCAGUGAAGGCCAUGAUGGGCGGGCAAGUGGAGGUGGCGGUGAUUCUCGGCAACCAUGACGCGUGGUUCCACAUGUUCAGGAAGGACAAUGACCCUUCGGUGGAUUCAGUGGAUAAACUCACACAGCAAAUCGAAGCUCUCGGCAACCUCCAUGUGGGCUACACCAGAAUCGACCUCCCCCACUUGCACCUGUCCAUCGUGGGGGCGCGCCCCUUCUCCUACGGCCCGUCCAGCUGGGCCAAGAGCUUCUACCGUGCCAGGUGUGGCGUGCGCACCAUCAACGCCAGCACGGCUAAGAUCACAGAGACCAUCCGAGCAGCACCUGCGUCUCACAGCGUCGUUGUCCUCGCACACAACGGACCCGCAGGUUUAGGCGCCCACCCCUGGGACAUCUGUGGCAAGGACUUCCCCUCCAAAGGGCUGCCACCGGGGGGAGACUUUGGGGACGAAGAUUUAUCCAAGGCACUCGCAGCGUCUCUGGCGGACAAUCGCCACAUCCCCCUAGUGGUGUUCGGCCACAUGCACCGCGACCUCUUCCCCUUCAACUACCGCAGCCGCAGCAGCCGUGUCAGCAGCGCGUUCAGCGGGCACGUGAAGCAAGGGGAGCUUGUCACCCAGCGCCGCAUGACUGCUGUGCUGCUGCACCUUGCCCCACCGCCCUCUCCCUCUCCGCCCUCUCCCUCUCCUCCCCUUGAUCCCCAACCUGCUGCUCUUUCUGCUUCUUCUCGCACCGGUGCUGCUGAUGGCGUUGCUGCACAUAGCACUGACCAUUCCAACCGUCACACUGUGCUUGUCAAUGCGGCUGUCGUGCCUCGGAUAGUCUCUCUCGAAGAGGAGCACUUCACCCGAGCCUCCGGGCCAGGCUUGGCGGUGUACUCUGCCCUUGGCUCGCAACCGCUUGACCCAACCCCAGGGCUGCUGCUGAGCUUGAGAGGUAUCCCAGGAGGGUGUCGUGGUGCAGGGGGGAAGAGAGGGGACAGUGAGGGCAGGGCGAUAGGCAGUGAGGGCAGGACGAUAGGCAGUGGGGGCAGGGCGAUAGGCAGUGGGGGCAUGGCCAGUAAUGUGUGCAGAGGCGUGGAGGGGAUGGGGGUGAAUGAUGUGCGGAAUGAUACAGGGGUGACCGCAGCACAGGUACCUUUGCAACCAGGGUGUUGGGCAGUUGAGAGCAAUGAGAAGGGCAUUGGGUGUGGUGGGCACGGGGAAGGGGAAGGAGGAGGAGCAGCAGCAGGAGCAGCAGAGGCAGUGGUGUGGGAGGAUGAGGUGAGGUGGGCGGAUGACAAUUGUGGUGCAGUGGGAGAAGGCAUGGGGGGAAGGGAUGGGUGCAGCCCCCUCGUUGCAUCACUUUGUGCUGGUGCAACUGGUGAUGCAGGUGCAACGGCCACCCUCAUGUUCUUCUCACCCUACUAUGCUGGCAGCUGCUGGUGAUGGUGGCAGGGAAGGGCGGUGGGAGGGUGGUGGAGGGGGAAGGUGGGAGUGCUUGGCAGCAGAGGACAUGUGGGUGAGAGUGUACGAGCAGGUGGGCGAUGGUGGGAGGAGGUGCGCCGUGGCCCGCGUGCACAGGGCAGACGAGCGGUUAUGAAUAGGUGGAAGUGAGCAGUGAAAGAAUGCUACCAUAAUAUUAUGUAGAUUGAGAGGAGUGGGAUGGGGAAUGUCCUUGAGCGGUACAGUAUGUCCAUGUAAGAUCAAUGGGAAUUCACUGUGCUUUCUGAGAUUGACUCUGCGAUGCGAACGUAUGCAGCUCUGCCUAUUGUGUUCAGCUAAAG
Messenger RNA from Closterium sp. NIES-67, 2442 nucleotides. The record is from the annotation of a GenBank genome assembly. NCBI's taxonomy places the organism in Eukaryota, Viridiplantae, Streptophyta, Zygnematophyceae, Desmidiales, Closteriaceae.